UAUAUUUCUGUGAUCGCCACCACUCACCACCUCUGAAACACUUGUCCACCACCAUCCCAGACGGCGGCGUUGGCGGAAGAAGUGAGUAAUGGGUUCACAAGAUGAUCAACUGCACACGCCAAUUCUGGAGUCCAUGCAACGGAGUUCAUCUACAGGAAGUACUUUUGAGUCGAGCUCCGAGCUUGAGAAGGUGCUGUCAGACUUGCAGUUGCCCUGGCUCCGGCGGCUCCGCAAGGCUACCUGGAUUGAACUGAAGCUCCUCUUCCGCCUCGCCGCCCCGGCGGUCCUUGUGUACUUGAUCAACAACGCCAUGUCGCUCUCCACCCGAGUCUUCGCCGGCCACCUCGGCAACCUUGAGCUCGCCGCCGCCUCCCUUGGCAACAGCGGCAUCCAACUCUUCGCAUAUGGCCUCAUGCUUGGCAUGGGAAGCGCAGUGGAGACGCUAUGUGGGCAAGCAUAUGGAGCUAACAGGUCUGAGAUGUUGGGAAUAUACCUCCAAAGAGCAACGGUGGUGCUCACAGCAACUGGGUUCCCUCUCACAGUGAUCUACGUCUUUGCAAAGCCCAUCUUGCUCUUACUGGGGGAAUCAUCCGCGGUGGCAUCGGCGGCGGCAGUCUUCGUCUACGGUCUCAUCCCACAAAUCUUCGCAUACGCAGUGAACUUCCCAAUCCAAAAAUUCCUUCAAGCACAAAGCAUCGUGGCCCCAAGUGCCAUCAUAUCAGCAGCCACACUUGCUGUUCACCUUCUGUUGAGUUGGGUGGCUGUGUAUAAAUUGGGAAUGGGGUUGAUAGGUGCUUCACUGGUGUUGAGUUUGUCAUGGUGGAUCAUAGUAGGGGCCCAGUUUGUGUACAUUUUAAUAAGCGACCGGUGCAAAUAUACUUGGACCGGGUUCAGCCUUCAGGCAUUUUCGGGGCUGUGGGAGUUCUUGAAACUGUCGGCAGCCUCCGCCGUGAUGCUCUGCCUGGAGACUUGGUACUUUCAGAUGCUGGUUUUGAUUGCUGGGCUGCUCAAGAACCCUGAACUCGCCUUGGAUUCUCUCUCCAUCUGCAUGGCAAUAAGUGGAUUGUUGUUCAUGGUAUCAGUUGGGUUCAAUGCAGCUGCAAGUGUGAGGGUCAGCAAUGAGCUAGGUGCAGGGAAUCCCAAAUCGGCAGCAUUUUCUGUUGUUCUGGUGAAUUUGGUUUCGUUUAUAAUUGCUGUGAUAGAAGCUAUUGUUGUGCUAUCACUGCGCCAUGUCAUCAGCUAUGCCUUCACUGGUGGUGCAACCGUGGCCAAAGAGGUCUCAGACCUCUGUCCAUUCUUGGCCGUCACUCUUAUCCUCAAUGGGGUCCAACCAGUAUUGUCUGGGGUGGCUGUUGGGUGUGGAUGGCAAGCGUUUGUCGCAUACGUCAAUGUUGGAUGUUAUUACGUGGUUGGAAUUCCUCUGGGUUGUGUUCUUGGCUUUAAGUUCGACUUAGGUGCUAAGGGAAUAUGGUCUGGGAUGAUAGGAGGAACAGUGAUGCAGACCCUCAUUUUAGUGUGGGUAACAUAUAGAACAGACUGGAGUAAAGAGGUGGAGAAAGCCAAGCAGCGUUUGGACAAAUGGGAAGACAAGGAGGAUCAGCCCCUUUUAAAGGACUAACACCCAAAGAAUUUUUAGAAUGGCUAGCAUUGAAUGCAGCUGUGAUUAAGUAGAUGGGUUGGUGGGGAUAUCAAAUUUGGUAAAAUUGAAAACUCUGCUCACCCAACUUUAGACCCUUUCAUUCCACCAAGUUCAGCUCUCCUGACCAAUCGGCAUUGAUCGAUCUCACCCGUCUUUCUCGGACAACAAAAGACUGAGAACCAUGGUGUGCUUGAAUGUGAUUCAUCCUAGUAUUUCAACCUUACUAUGCACCAUCGUUUUCUAGAACUAUACAUAUGACAGUUCAUGGAGGUUUGAUUCAGUUUUGUUUCUUCCAUGAAUGACAUAAUAAGCUUCAAUUGAUCCUCA
Vitis riparia (riverbank grape) is the source of this 1966-nucleotide messenger RNA. RefSeq names its product protein DETOXIFICATION 40-like. Bases 89 to 1618 code for a protein of 509 amino acids. Gene Ontology annotation, molecular function: antiporter activity; xenobiotic transmembrane transporter activity. Gene Ontology annotation, biological process: xenobiotic detoxification by transmembrane export across the plasma membrane. The record is from RefSeq and is a predicted model, not a curated record. The transcript has 7 exons. NCBI's taxonomy places the organism in Eukaryota, Viridiplantae, Streptophyta, Magnoliopsida, Vitales, Vitaceae. Gene Ontology annotation, cellular component: membrane.